CGUCACUCCGGAGAUGCCAGAAAAACUGCAGAGAGGUUGAAAACUGAUGUCAUAAUUGUUGGGUUUUGUGGAGAUGGAGGAAAUGCCAUACAGUUCGCCUUCACUUGUAACAAAGAGAGUUGGUAUUCCGUCACUCCGGAGUUUAUCGCCAGAAAAACUGCAGACUGAUGUCAUAAUUGAUGGGUUUUGUGUAAUGGAGGAAAUGCCAUACAGUUCGCCUUCACUUGUAACAAAGGAGCUUCCUGUCCACGAUCUACUGCUGUUCUAAAAAAUUGCUGGAAAAAUUUGAAAGCAGAAGGGAGAAAUUUUGCAGCUGACGAGAGGCAAGCGAGAAUUAAGAGAGGUGGAGGUUUGAAGAAAUAUGUGGCUGUGGAUCCCAUUAUAUUUCGGGUCAUAGACCUGAUUCGUCCCACUGCAGUAGGGCUGAUCAAUCCAUAUGACACAGAUAGUGUACUUGGCAAUAGUAACUAUGAGCCAAAAUGAAGACAAUUGUAUUCCAGAAAUAGAGGUUUUGGGAGAUACUCAGGUGAAUGUGCAGGGUGGCAGUAACUUAAAUGGAGACUGGUCCCAAUAUACACCGGGGCAGAUGAGGACGCCCAGAACAACUAUCUUGAGAAAACUGCCACAGAGUUCUGUUGAUAUUGACGAAAAUGGUUCCUUUGUUUUAAAUUUAGAAGGGUUUCUGAGUGCAGAUGGAGGCCGUUGGUGUUCGAUGAGUCAGACCAUACAGGAGGCCCAAAUCCUCCGUGAAGCCAAUAUUGAGAUGAAGGCCGUUGGGGUUCGAUGAGUCGGACCAUACAGGAGGCCCAAAUCCUCCGUGAAGCCAACAUUGAGAUAUAGGCCGUUGGUGU
Molecule: messenger RNA, 851 nt
Organism: Harmonia axyridis
Lineage: Eukaryota; Metazoa; Arthropoda; Insecta; Coleoptera; Coccinellidae
Exons: 6
Coding region: 437-787 (116 amino acids)
Source: RefSeq, a predicted model, not a curated record